This is a messenger RNA of Gadus chalcogrammus (walleye pollock), 6799 nucleotides long. RefSeq names its product collagen, type XXII, alpha 1 (gene col22a1). Lineage: Eukaryota; Metazoa; Chordata; Actinopteri; Gadiformes; Gadidae. The transcript is spliced from 65 exons. The record is from RefSeq and is a predicted model, not a curated record. The coding region runs from base 320 to 5191 and encodes 1623 amino acids.
CUCACUUUCUAACAGACCUCUACGAUGGAUUGUCACCCUGGAUUAUAAAUGUUAUUUACUUGUUAAAUCGCUGAGCCCUCCACCUCAGCACCACCACCCAACCCCCCAUCUGGAUUAUUGGGGCUUCGGGAGAAGUGUCUCUAAUUUUUGGAUUACCAUUAAAGCCCACAUGGAGCUGGUGUCUGCAUGCUGAUCUGAACGACAGAGGGACAAGUGCGCUCGGGGGCCCGAGAGAAAGAAAGACUUUGCUGAAGAUUGAGGAACUUGAUGGUAGUGACAACAUAAACAAAAGAAGCGACAUCAAAUCGAGGGAGCCGAGAUGGGGUUACGACUGGGACUGAGGUUCAGCCUGGUCAUGGUGAUCCUGGCCUUGACUCUGUCCGGAGAGGGAGUUGAAGCCCAGAGCAGGGCAGGGUGUAAGAACGUCCACUACGACCUGGCCUUCAUCCUGGACACCUCGUCCAGCGUGGGCAAGGAUAACUUUGAGAAGAUCAGGCAGUGGGUGGCCAACCUGGUGGAGUCCUUCGACGUGGGCGAGGAGAGGACGCGUGUGGCCGUGGUGCGCUACAGCGACCGGCCCACGCUGGAGUUCAACCUGGCCAGACACAAGAGCCUGGAGGAGGUGAAGCGCGCCGCCGCCAACAUCCGCUACAUCGGCGGGAACACCAUGACGGGCGACGCCAUCAGCUACACCACCCAGAACGUCUUCGUGGAGCGUCACGGCGCCCGGCCCCGCGCCAAGGGCAUCCAGCGGGUGGCCAUCCUGGUCACCGACGGCAGGAGCCAGGAUUAUGUCCUGGAGCCCUCCAAGGAGGCGGCGGCGGCGGGGAUCAGGGUGUUCGCCGUGGGCAUCGGGGAGGCCCUCAAAGUGGAGCUGGAGGAGAUCGCCGCCGAACCCAAAAACGCGCACGUCUUCCACGUGACGGACUUCAACGCCAUCGACAAGCUCCGCGGUCGACUGAGGAGAAGGCUCUGUGAAAACGUGCUGUGUCCCAAUAUGAAGGUGCAACCGGAUCGCUUCAAGCCCGGCAGCACGAGUUACGCUCUGGAUGCUGUCCCAGGCUUUGAUCUCAUGGAGUACUUCAACGUGAGAGACAUUCUGGGGACCAGAGAAGAUGAGGGUCAGAGCUCAUACGUACGUCUUGGGACAAUGCCAAUUGUACAAAAAACAGAAGACGUUUUUCCUCAGGGACUGCCAGACGAGUAUGCCUUUGUGACAACGUUUAAAUUCAGGAAAACCUCCCGACGUGAAGAUUGGUACCUCUGGCAAAUCUUCGACAAAUAUGGCAUCCCACAGGUGUCCAUCCGCCUGGACGGGGAGAACCGGGCAGUGGAGUACAACGCGGUGGGCCUCACCAAGGACGCCGUGAGGGCCGUGUUCAAGAACGACGAGGUGGACAACCUCUUCGACCGCAACUGGCAUAAGAUCGCCCUCAGUGUGGACGCCAAGUCCGUCACCCUGUACCUGGACUGCAAGCUGAUCCAGACGCUGCCCAUCGGCGACCGGGAGGACAUCGACAUCCAGGGGAAGACGGUGAUCGGCAAGAGGCUGUACGACAGCGUGCCCAUCGACUUUGACCUCCAGAGGAUGAUGAUUUAUUGCGAUUCCAAGCAUGCAGAGCUGGAAACAUGUUGCGACCUACCUACCGGGCCAUGCCCGAAGAAGGUUGUUACAGAGGCCCCCCCGGUACAGAUCCCAACCCCGGCCCCCACGGUGGCGGAGCAGAAAAGAGGCCCUCAGGUCAACUGUUCCUGUCCUCCUGGGGAAGAGGGGCCAGCAGGGGAACCUGGCGUUCCGGGCACCAAGGGUGUAAAGGGAGACUCUGGCCUGAAGGGCGCCAUGGGACCGAGCGGCGUCAAAGGACAGAGAGGAGAAACUGGCAAAGUAAUCUCUGUCAAGGGUGACAGAGGUGAGAAGGGCGACUCCGGAAGCAUCGGGUUAACAGGUCGCGAUGGACCCACAGGAGUGAAGGGAACUGGUGGGAUUCCAGGGAUCGAUGGCUUGCAGGGCGACAAAGGAGAAAGUGGUGAAGGCGGAGCCCCUGGUGUAGCAGGACUGCCCGGGUCAGUGGGGCUAAAGGGAAUCCAAGGGGAUUCAGGAAUACCUGGCGUGCCUGGAUUCAAUGGUGUCUCUGGAGAAAACGGAUUCAAAGGAGAACAGGGAACUCCCGGGACCAAGGGAGAAGUCGGUUUGUCUGGAUUUGCGGGAAAACCUGGGUUUCCUGGGAAAGACGGCUUGCGGGGCAUGGUGGGCGCUCCUGGUGCAGGUGGGACCAAGGGAGAUAAGGGAGAGAGGGGGCCCGCCGGAUUACCUGGGGAUGUGGUCCAAAAGGAUGGUUUGAAGGGCGAAGAUGGAUUGGCCGGACCCCCGGGGGCCCCAGGAGCCAUCGGACCAGCAGGGCCACCUGGGCCCUCUGGUAAUCAAGGAUAUCCAGGUGAACCUGGAGAAUUCGGCCAGCGGGGAAAGAAAGGCGAAAGUGGAUUACCAGGAGUCGAUGGCCUCCCGGGAGCAGCAGGUCAGGCGGGCAUCACUGGCCCAGCAGGAUUACAGGGACACACCGGACCCCCUGGUCUCCCUGGUGAGAUCGGAUUCUCCGGCAAACCUGGCGAGUCCGGCAAGGCUGGUCUUCCCGGGAAAGACGGUCUGGAUGGCCUUCCAGGAAAUGAUGGCGGCCCGGGACCCAGGGGCGAGCGAGGAACCGACGGCUUAUCUGGCAAAGAGGGGCUCAAGGGCCAAGACGGACCCCCGGGGCCGAGAGGACCCCCAGGGGAGAGAGGAGAGGCUGGUUUGAGGGGACAGGCCGGUGAGGAGGGCCCCGGUGGGAUCAGGGGAGUUCCGGGAGAACGAGGAAACAAUGGAGGACUUGGGCCUAAAGGAGCAAAGGGCGACAAGGGGGACGUCGGUGGCCGGGGGCUUCCGGGCAUACCGGGCAACGUGGCCGAAGUUAUCCAGGAGCCAGGUGAACCGGGGAAACCAGGAGAGAAAGGAGAGAAGGGUGAUCAAGGGAAACAAGGAGAAACGGGUCUGAGAGGUUUACCUGGAGAGCAGGGCUUCAGGGGACUGCCUGGGGCACAGGGAACCAAAGGAGACGGCGGCAUUCCCGGGGAGGUUGGAAGGGUCGGAGACGCUGGCCCACCUGGACCAGCCGGUAUCCAAGGUGGACGUGGACUACCAGGAAAUGCGGGCAUCCCGGGAACCAUGGGGCCUCCUGGUCCCAUCGGAGAGAGAGGAGAGAAGGGCGAGGGGGGUAAAGAAGGAAAAACAGGAGCUGCAGGCCCCCGCGGAGACCCCGGUCUCAGCGGGCCCCCAGGACCCACAGGAAAGGGCAAAGACGGCCCAGACGGGGAGCCCGGGCAGCCGGGCGUCCAAGGACCUCCAGGGCCGCAGGGCCAGACCGGACCCUCAGGACCCCAGGGUGGGCCCGGACUGAGGGGCGUCCCCGGGGAAGGGAAGGUCGGAGUCCAGGGACCCUCAGGACUCAGGGGAGAGCCCGGUGCCGCGGGGCUGAGGGGGCAAGCAGGCGCAGCCGGCGCCCAGGGGCCCGGCGGACACAACGGUGUACCUGGAAGACCUGGAGAGAAAGGGGAUGCCGGUGUACCUGGGAAGGCUGCAGAUCUCUCUGAGCUGGAUCUUAAGAACGUGUGCUCGGACUGCCCCGCCGGCCCACCCGGAACCCCCGGCCUGCCCGGCGUUCCGGGAGAGAAGGGACACAACGGCCUCCCCGGGAAGAGCGGUCAAGAUGGCUACCCAGGCCAGGUGGGGCCGACGGGGCCCGCGGGGCCCCCAGGGGCCGACGGGACCAAGGGAAUCAAAGGAGACCGCGGACCCGCCGGGACCAACGGAGACAAGGGGGAGAAGGGUCACCCCGGGCCACCCGGACACCAGGGGGCCGCUGGCCUUCCAGGCAGUGCUGGUAACGACGGGCCGCCUGGUCCAUCGGGCCCCCCGGGGGCCCCGGGAGAAAAGGGUAAAGAGGGACUCAAGGGUAUCCAGGGUCCACCUGGCCUUCCUGGGAUGAUGGGCCAGUCCGGCAAAAUGGGGAAAGAUGGCCGAUCCGGUGAACCCGGCGAGCCUGGCAAGCAGGGCGAUCCUGGACCAGCGGGCAACACAGGACUCAGAGGAAUGCCCGGCUUUAAAGGCCACCGAGGCGAACCCGGGCCCUCGGGAUCCAAGGGGGAAGAUGGAAAAUCGGGAUUGCCUGGACGGGAGGGGAAACCUGGAACAGAUGGAGCCACGGGCCCCCCAGGUGGAGACGGACUGAUGGGGCAGAGAGGGGAAUCGGGCAAACCAGGUGAACCGGGGCCCUCAGGAAAACCAGGAGCCGCCGGUACUCCGGGUCUUAUGGGAAACAAGGGCGAGCCCGGCAACCCUGGAUUACCAGGUUUUAGUGGCCCCAAGGGCCCCGCGGGUCCACACGGUCCGGCCGGCCCCGAGGGGAAACAGGGGAUGCCAGGCAGAGUGGGGGACCGCGGCAUCAAGGGGGAAAGGGGAGACCCGGGAAACAAGGGCGACAAAGGCCACAACGGGGAGUCCGGCAUUCCCGGCAACCCCGGAACCCCGGGAAGGAAGGGCCACACCGGGAUGAUGGGCAUGUCAGGGCCACAGGGGGACAUCGGCCCCACGGGGCCCCAGGGAUCGAUCGGUAACCCUGGAACGCCGGGGCCCAGGGGAGAGUCGGUGUCGGUGGAGCAGAUGCGGCGACUGAUCCAGGAAGAGCUCAGUAAACAGUUGGACUCCAAACUGGCCUACCUGAUCUCUCAGAUCCAGCCGGCCCACGUGAAGACCACGGCGGGGCGGCCCGGGACCCCGGGGACGCCGGGGAAGGACGGCUCCCAGGGCCGCCCCGGCCCCCCGGGGGAGCAGGGGAUGCCCGGUCAGAACGGAGGGGAGGGCAUCCGAGGACCUCACGGCCCCAAAGGUGAACGAGGAACCAGAGGAGAGAAGGGAGAGAAUGGCGUCGGGGAGCGGGGAGAGAAAGGCCCUGCCGGGCCCAUAGGCCCAGCCGGUCUGCCCGGCUACGGUAAAGACGGAAGCCCGGGACAAGUGGGCACCCAGGGAGAGCCAGGGAACCCCGGCCCCCACGGGCAGACCGGGCCCCCGGGACCCACCGGCCAGUGCGACCCCAGCCAGUGCGCUUAUUACGCUAGCAUGGCGUCAAGACCCCACACCAAGAACACCAAGGGGAAUUAAAACGCAUGCACAAAAACACACGCACACACACACACACAGGAACACAUGCACACAGAUACACAUACACACUCACACGCGAAAAUACAAAGAGCUUGAAGUCCAGCUGUAUUCAUGAACCGAGUGUGUGUUCAUAUGAAUUGAGAACUUUUUACUUUUAGCGCUGAUGGUCACCUCACGUGGGAGGGCUGAAGCCCGUGCUGCCGGUCCAGUCUUCAUGUUUCUUUUGGGAGGAUCAGGGUUUUUUUUUGGAAAUGCUCCAUUGGUGUUUUAAAUAUUAACAUUGCGAUGGAUAGAGAGGGCAGCUGAGUACGUUUUUACAAUGUUCCAUUAGACUAUGCAUCAGUCAAUAGUCAUUUUAGUUUUAUUUUCCACUUUUUUAUGUUCCCAGGUCAUGUGGGGCAAUACAGUUUAAGAUGAAGUUGAAAAAGGGAUCCUUUCAGCCCCUCUGAGUGGAGAUUCUGGACCCCACUCUGAAACCGUGACACUCCAUUAAUCCACAUCACCCUGAUGUUCCCCUGAUCCGAGGAUCCUAGCUUUGGAUUGUAUUAACUUCUCGUCAAAGUAGUUCUCUACUUUUAUAAUAGAGGGGGGCUUAGCCUCAUGCGACAAUCCAGACACCCAGAUUUGUGUUCCGCCAUGAAUACCAGUCUUGCCUUAUCGUUCUUAAGUCAAUGACAUGUUCAGUUAACUCGGGUUUAUCGGAUGAAUCACGGACACCCUUUCAUCUCUUGCCUGAUCCGGUUUGAAGUGAAGCCAAAACCCCUUUCCAAAAAAAGCAUUGAGUGCUGAUGUCUGUUCAUCUCUUCACAUCGUUAUUCUGUCCAUUUAAGAUGACAUGCUUUGGAGUGCUAACCUUUCGUUCAUGAAGACCUGUUGGUAUUUGUAAGAUAUGCCUGAGUAGCAUAUUCAUAAUGCAGUCCAUCUUCAACGAAGAUUAAGAAAUUAAAUAUGAUUGAUGAGGAUGUUAUGAUGUCAGGCCAACUAUGUCGUUUUUAAUUAUUGUAAGGAAUUCAAUUAAAAUGUACGAUCAUUAUCUAUGUAGCCUAAUACAGCCGAAUUUCAAUUCUUUCCCGUUUGCCUUUCCAUGUGCUUAUUAUCAUGGGUAUCAAUGAGGUAAAAGAUGCAUGUCACGCAAGGGUGGGUAUAAGUGAACCACUUACUCAAAUCAUCGCAGCAUAUGUUGAACAUACAAGGCGUAAACUUGUUAAAAUUAGAGCUGUAAUACCAUCCAGAUAUUCUAGCUUCUCGUUUCACACUGAAACUGUCUUGAAUGGGCAGCAAAAGAUUUCUGAAAAUUUUGUUCAAAAAGACAACAGCCAAUCAGAUUAGAUAAAUAAGUGAUGUCCACUCAUAGUUGAGGAAUCCUCCUCUGUUCAUCUUUUAGCCUCGGUGAACAUCGGCUUAGUUUGAGUGAAACAGUUGGGAUUGCUCUGUCGAUGGUUACACAUUACUCUGCCGCCGCAAUCGUUUUUCAAAUCUGGAAGUGUGAGUGUGGCGCACCUCGCUUCCUCUCUUCUUUUUUUUGAUCUACCCUUUGGGUAACCUCUUGAAGCAGGGUUUUCCUUCUUUGUCCGGUUGGGGCUUACUGAACAGAGACUGGGGAGCCUC